AUGGCAUUUCAAUACCAAAAUCAAGCUCUCCCCCCUCCAAAUCCUCUCUCUCAUCCUCAUCAGCAGCGAAAUCUCUCGCCUUUCGCAUCCCAGCAGCAACCCCACACCCAUGGCGGAGUUAAAGGAAAGCAGCAGCAAACUCAUAGCUCUGAAGAUGAGCUCGGAUUCGGAGAAGUCGCAACCGCCGCCGCCACCACAGCAGCCGCUACCGCCGCCGCCCAACGCGCCGCUCCCGCCGCCGCCGAACGUGUAUCGCAGCCCCAGUCCCCAUCUCCGUGGCAGAGAAUGAAGUGGACUGACAGCAUGGUUCGUCUCCUCGUAUCCGUCGUCCAUAGCGCCGGCGAUGAUAUCGCCGGCGUCGAAUGUUCCGAUCAAUACCAGAAGGGGAAAAAGUCGCCGUCUUCAACAUCAAUGCAGCUGAAGAAAGGGAAGUGGAAGUCCGUAUCGAGGUCAAUGAUGGAGAAAGGAUUCUACGUCUCGCCGCAACAGUGCGAGGAUAAAUUCAACGAUCUGAACAAACGUUACAAGCGGGUUAAUGAGCUCCUCGGAAAGGGAAUGGGUUGUAAGGUUGUAGAAAACCCCGCCCUCCUCGACUCCAUGGAUCACCUCUCUCAAAAAGCGAGGGAAGAAGCCCGCAAGCUCCUCAGCUCAAAACACCUUUUUUUCCGUGAGAUGUGCGCUUACCAUAACAACUGUCCUUCAGCUUCCGCCGCUCUCCGGCCGGAUCACUCUCCCUCUCUUUCUCCGGCGACUAUCAAGAUCCAAAAGAAGGGCGGCGGCGGCGGCGGCCUCUGCACGGUAGAGGAAGAAAGCCGACACCUUUGCCAAGAAGACGAGGAGGAGGAAGAAGAAGAAGAUGACUACAACGAAGAGGAAAGCGAGGAUGAGGAUGAUGGGAGCCUGGGGGUUAAGAGGAAGGCUGCGUUAUCUCCGGCAGCGAUGUCUCCAUUGUCGUUAUCACUGUGUUCGCCGUCGGGAUCAUCGUCGGCGCAGGGGGAACAGCAGCAGAGAGAGUGGGUGAGAAUGAAGCUGGCGGAACUGGAAGAAAAGCGGGUUAUUUAUCAGAAGCAGGCGCUGCAGCUGGAGAAACAGAGAUUUAAAUGGUUGCGUUUUAGCAGCAAUAAAGAGAGGGAAAUGGAGAAGAUGAGGUUGUGGAACGAGAGGCUUCGGCUGGAGAAUGAGAGGAUGUUAUUGCUGUUACAGCAGAAGGAAAUCAGGCUUUUUGAGUCUGCCGGAAAAGCAGGCGGCGAAGCUAACGGCGGCGAGAUUGCUUCUUAUCAGUUCCCGGCGGUGGAUCGGAACCAAAACUAGUGGGUAGUGUAGAUCUUAUGGGUUGGUUUUUGAUUUAACGGGAUUUAUUUUUCUCAUUGUUAAUAGAAAAGUUUUUGAACGGUGAAUUAGAC
Messenger RNA from Phalaenopsis equestris, 1403 nucleotides. RefSeq lists its product as uncharacterized. The record is from RefSeq and is a predicted model, not a curated record. The transcript has a single exon. The coding region runs from base 1 to 1311 and encodes 436 amino acids. NCBI's taxonomy places the organism in Eukaryota, Viridiplantae, Streptophyta, Magnoliopsida, Asparagales, Orchidaceae.